GCUAUAUUAUUUAUCUUGUUAUAAAGUAUCCGGAUAAUGCUGUAGGAACAAAUUAUAGGAAAGACAUUUCUGGACCUAAGGGGGUUCCUAUAUUUGGAAAUUUAUUCAGAUUUAUGUUUAAAAAAAAUACUUAUAUUGAACUCGAACAAGAAUGGGCAAAUAAAUAUG
Molecule: messenger RNA, 168 nt
Organism: Dentiscutata erythropus
Lineage: Eukaryota; Fungi; Glomeromycota; Glomeromycetes; Diversisporales; Gigasporaceae
Source: the annotation of a GenBank genome assembly